This is a messenger RNA of Striga hermonthica, 3081 nucleotides long. NCBI's taxonomy places the organism in Eukaryota, Viridiplantae, Streptophyta, Magnoliopsida, Lamiales, Orobanchaceae. The record is from the annotation of a GenBank genome assembly.
AUGACCAAACUACCCUUCCCUCCCGCCAAAACCCAUCUCCCCCUCAUCCUCUUCCUCCUCUCUCUCGUGCCCCUUUCCGUAAUUUCACAAUCCCACCUCGCCGAGAGAUCCGCCCUGUUGAGCCUGAAAGCCCAAUGGGGCGACCCCCAUGGCCUGCUCCAAUCCUGGAACGACAAGUCGCUCCACUGCGACUGGCCGGGAAUCCAGUGCUCCGCCGCCGGCGGCGCCGUCGUCGCCCUGAUCCUCCACAACUUCAACCUCAGCGGUGGCGUCCCGGACUCCAUAUCCAGCCUCGAGAGCCUCACAGUUCUUGAUCUUGGCCUCAAUUACUUUGCCGGAAAAUUCCCCACGGCGGUUCUGAACCUCUCGAAGCUAGAGUAUCUCGACCUCUCGCAGAACUACUUCGCUGGGGUUAUUCCGGUGGGCAUCGGCCAGCUCGAGUCGCUCCGGUACCUCGAUCUCGGCGCCAACAGCUUUACCGGCGAUGUUCCUCCGGCCAUCGGGAACCUCAAGCAGCUUCGGACUCUGUACCUCUACCAGAACCUUCUCAACGGGAGCUACCCGGUGGAGAUCUCGAAUCUGGAGAAUCUCGAGACACUAGAGCUGGCAUUUAACCGCUUCACUCCGGCGGCCAUACCGCCGGAGUUUGGGAGAUUAACUAAAUUGAAAGUUCUCUGGAUGACGAAAGCAAACGUGGUCGGUGGAAUACCCGGGAGCUUCGAAAAAUUAUCAAGCCUGACGAACUUGGAUUUAUCAGAGAACGGUAUGGAAGGCCCGAUUCCAGCCGGAUUAUUCUCGCUGAAGAAAUUGAGUAGGGUUUAUCUGUUUUACAAUAGAUUUUCCGGCUCGAUUCCUCCAGUGACCGGCUCGUUUGGUUUGGUCGACAUCGACCUAUCUAUGAACAACUUGACCGGCAAAAUCCCUGAGGAUUUUGGGAAGCUGGAAAGUUUGGAGGUUUUGCAUCUGUAUGCAAAUAAUAUGUUUGGUGAAAUUCCACAAACAAUUGGACUACUACCAAAUUUGAAAACAUUCCGGGUUUUCAAAAACAAUUUAAGCGGGAUAUUGCCACCUGAAAUGGGUAACCACUCGAGGCUUGAAGCGUUCGAGGUUUCCGAUAAUCAUUUGACCGGAAAAUUGCCGGAAAAUUUGUGCGCCGGUGAUGCUUUGAUUGGCGUGAUUGCUUUUAGCAACAAGUUAGCCGGAAAAAUUCCAGAAUCGCUUGGCACUUGUCAAACCCUUCGUUCGGUUCAGGUUUAUGGCAAUAAUUUAUCAGGUGAAAUCCCUUCAGGCCUUUGGUCUGUACAAAACUUGACAAGUCUCAUGUUGAGCGAUAACAGGUUUUCUGGAAAGCUCCCAAGUAAAGUAGCCCCGAAUUUGUCUCGUGUGGAAAUAAGCAACAACGAGUUUUCAGGCGAAAUUCCUACUGAGAUUUCAUCUUGGACGAGUUUAGCUGUGUUUAAAGCAAGUAACAAUAUGUUAUCUGGCUUGAUCCCGAAAGGGUUGACUAAUCUUUCCCAGCUCAUCACAUUGAUGCUCGAUGGGAAUUCACUUUCCGGUGGAUUACCAUCUGAGAUAACAUCAUGGAAAUCUCUCACUAUUCUGAAUCUAGGCAGGAAUAAUUUAUCCGGCGAAAUUCCACCUGUAUUUGCCUCUUUGCCUCACCUUCUUGAUUUAGACUUGUCGAGUAAUCACAUUUCAGGUAAUAUCCCUCUUGCCUUUGAACAUCUGAAGCUAACUUAUCUUAACCUAUCUUCGAAUCAACUCACCGGGAGAAUACCGAGUGAGUUUGAUAACAUUGCUUAUGAAAACAGCUUCUUGAACAACCCCAAUCUUUGCACCAUAAACAAAAUCUCAAAUCUUUCCAGCUGUGUUAUUAUGAAAUCUCGGGUAAUCAAAAAACAGUCACACGGAUAUCUAGCCAUGAUUCUAGCUUUAUUACUGGCCCUUUGUUCGAUCGCCAUUUUCACCACAUGUUUUUCAGUUAAGUACUUUAGGCGAAAGAAGCUUAGCCGUAAUAUAACUACAUGGAAAUUAACCACCUUCCAAAAAUUGAAUGUUACUGCGGGUAAUAUUCUGUCGAGUUUGGCAGAGAGUAAUAUGAUCGGCUGUGGUGGUUCGGGCAAAGUGUACAAAAUCCCAGCCGAUCGUGAAAAUGAAUAUGUGGCCGUGAAGAGGAUUUGGAGCGAGAAUAAAAAGGAUCAUUUGCUCGAGAAGGAAUUUCUAGCUGAGAUCGAAAUUCUCGGUUCUAUUCGCCACUCUAACAUCGUGAAGCUGCUGUGUUGUGUUUCGAGGGAUGAUUCAAAGCUUCUUGUUUAUGAGUAUAUGGAAAAUCAGAGUCUUGAUAUAUGGCUACACAUGAAAAGGAGAAAAGCUUUUCAAGCUCGGGUUAACAAAGUCGUUUUGGAUUGGCCUUCAAGGUUGAGAAUCGCCAUUGGUGCUGCACAGGGCCUUUGCUACAUGCAUCACGGUUGUGAUAUGCCGAUUAUUCAUCGUGAUGUGAAAUCGAGCAACAUCUUGUUGGAUUCUAAUUUUAACGCGAAAAUAGCCGACUUCGGUUUGGCCAAGAUUUUGGCCAAGAAAGGGGAGGCUAAUACAAUGUCUGCGGUUGCUGGCUCCUUCGGAUAUAUUGCCCCAGAAUAUGCUUAUACGACCAAAGUGAAUGAGAAAAUCGACAUCUAUAGCUUUGGGGUCGUGCUGUUAGAGAUCGUCACCGGCAAGGAACCUAAUAUAGGAAACGAGCACAUGGGCCUUGCCGAGUGGGCUUGGGAACACUACGGACAAGGAGAGCCCAUUUACGAUGCUUUGGAUGAGGAGAUAAAAGAACUAUGUUUCGUUCAAGAAAUGGUGACUGUUUUCAAGUUGGGGCUCAUGUGCACGAGCUCGAUUCCCUCAAAUCGACCCUCGAUGAAAGAGGUUUUGCAGAUUCUUCAAAGGUGUAGAUUUUCUGAAGGGAAAGGGGAAAGAGAUGAAUUUGAUGCCGACCCUCCUUUUGUGGAAGAUAAGUAUGUUUCAAGUUAUCUGUGUCAGUCAAAGAAGGUAUUGGAGGAUGAAAGUGAUGAAAGCUUGUUUACUCUUGUGUAA